This is a messenger RNA of Pelobates cultripes (western spadefoot toad), 8586 nucleotides long. Lineage: Eukaryota; Metazoa; Chordata; Amphibia; Anura; Pelobatidae. The record is from the annotation of a GenBank genome assembly.
AAUAAGAAAUGUAUCAAUAAUAUAUAUAUAUAUAUAUAUAUAUAUACAUACAUACACACACACACACACACACACACACACACACACACUGUUGCAUCACCAGGGCUCCAGUAUCCAGUAUAUAUAGGCAAUUGAAAUAGUUGGCUGCACUCUCGGAUUUCCUUAAAAUUUUACUUUUAUUGAAAUAUUUAAGAGAAGAUCAGCGUUUCAGUCCCUCUUGUGGACUUGCAUCAGGAUCAUGACGAAAGUCCACAAGAGGGACUGAAACAUUGAUCUUCUCUUAAAUAUUUCAAUAAAAGUUACAUUUUCAGGAAAUCUGAGAGUGCAGCCAACUAUUUCAAUUGCCUAUAUAUAUUUAUAUAUAUAUAUAUAUAUAUAUAUAUAUAAAAACACCCUACAUAGCACAAUGACUUAUGGGGCUGGCAUAGAUUUUUUUCCAGGGCUGCUUCGUAUCCCCAGUCCGGCCCUGUGCUAAAUAGAACAUUUGCGGCCUGCUGUGCAUUUCUUGCAGUCCAAUAAAACCCUUAAAUACUACUCUUACAUUGUUGAAGUAACUGUAUUAAUUACGCCUGUCACAGUGUUGUGUGACCUCUAGAAAUGUUUUCUCUUUAGGACACCGGCACUGCCUUACUGUCAGUGAACUUAAUUGUUGACUAUUGGUGGUUACAUUGUCGCCUGACAUAAACCAUCUGUUAGUUUGGUGGGUAAACGCAAAGAAUGAGGAGAGCGUCAAAUAAGUGACGUGGCCCUGGUCGUGGUGCUGCUGGUGUUGGUGGAGCUCCUGUUGCAGGGAGAGGACGUGGUUGAUCUGUGCGAGCUACAUGCACAAGUGAAACACCUUCCUCAGGUGCGAGUAGGCGACAGAACCUUCAGCAUUAUAUGGUAGGCCAGAACGUCGCUCUACGAAUGGUGAGGCCAGAACAAGUACAGGCGAUAGUAGAUUGGGUGGCUGACAGUGCCUCCAGUUCCUUCACGUUGUCUCCCACCCGGUCCCCUGCUGAAAGCUCAGCGUUGGCACCUGCAGCCCAUGGCCAUCUGUCUUUCACCUCACCCCCUUGCAAAUCAGCCAAGCAGUCUGAGCCACAAGUCAUGCAGCAGUCUUUUAUGCUUUUUGAUGACUCUGCUGGCAGGGUUUCCAUGGGCCAUCCACCUAGCCCUGCCCCAGAAGUGGAAGAGAUUGAGUGCACUGAUGCACAGCCACUUAUGUUUCAGGAUGUGGACAAGCGAGGACCACCGCAUCUGAUGAUGACGAAACACAGGUGCCAACUGCUGUGGCUUUCUGCAGUGUGCAGACUGGCAAGGAGGGCAGGGUUGAGGAGUGGGUGGAAGAUGAUGUGGAGGAUGAUGAGGUCCUAGACCCCACAUGGAAUCAAGGUCAUGCGAGUGACGUGUGCAGUUUGGAGGAAGAGACGGUGGUCGCACAGAGGCACCAGCACAGCAUAAGAGGGAGCAGGGUGCAAAAGCUGAGCGGCCGUCCCCUAGACAGUACGCCUGCUACUGCCCACCGCACUCAGGGACUGAACACACCAAAGCUAGCUCCAAGGAGUCCCCUGACGACAAGACACGAGUGGUUUGCAUGCCGUUCAAUCAGAGCCUGAAGCGAGGCGUAAACGUUCUAAACCUGAGCACAACCUGCAUGACCAGGCAUCUACAUGCAAAGCAUUUGCUGCAGUGGAGUAAGUACCUCAAAAACCAAGAAAGGUAUCAGGCUCCUCCUGCUUCCUCUUCUGCUGCUGUCUCGGCCUCUUCCUACACCUCUGGAGUGACAGUGGCACCGGCCACCCUGCAAACAGAGGAUGUGGCAGCAACGCCACCAUGUCCGCAAGCAUCUCCACACUGUCCCAUGGAAGCAUUCCGCUGUCCAUCUCCCAAACACUGGAGAGAAAGAGGAAGUACCCACCUACCCACCCGCGAUCCCUGGCCCUGAAUGCCAGCAUUUCAAAAUUCCUGACCUUUGAAAUGCUGUCAUUCCAUCUGGUGGAGACGGACAGUUUUAAAAACCUGAUGGCGGUGGCUGUCCAACAGUACGUGGUUCCAGGCGAGCCAUCCCUUCCCUGCACAACCAAUUGACAAAAUCAGGUGUGCAUUGCGCAACGCCAUCUGUGGCAAGGUCCACAUAACCACUGAUACAUGGACCAGUAAGAACGGGCAGGGACGCUAUAUCUCCCUAACUGCACACUGGGCAAAUGUGGUGGCUUGGCCUGAGGUGGAUAGCAGUUUGGCGCAUGUCCUUCCACCACCGAGGAUUGCAGGGCAUUUCUCUUUGCCUCCUGUUGAAUCAUCCUCCUCUACCACCUCCUCAUCCGUCAGCAUAACACUUUCACCACCAACUUCAGCACAGCCAUGGGGAAACGACAGCAGGCUGUUUUAAAAAUCAUAUGUUUGGGGGGAAAACCCCACAUCGCGCAGGAGCUGUGGACGGGCAUGGAACAACAGAUCGAUGAGUGGUUGUUGCCACUGAGCCUCAAGCCCGGCCUGCUGGUGUGCGAUAAUGGGCGAAAUCUCGUAGCAGCUCUGGGCCUAGCCAGUUUGACGCACAUCCCUUGCCUGGUGCAUGUGCUGAAUUUGGUGGUGCAGAAAUUCCUGAAAAACUACCCAGAUAUAUCAGAGCUGCUGCAGAAAGUGCGGGCAGUCUGUGCGCGCUUUCGUUAUUCUCACCCUGCUGCUGCUCGUCUGUCUGUGCUGCAGCGUAACUUCAGCCCUCCCGCUCACCGCCUCAUAUGCGAGGUGCCCACAAGGUGGAACUCCAAUUGCAACAUGCUGGCGAGACUGUGCGAGCAGCAGCAGGCGAUAGUGGAGUUUCAGCUGCAGCACGCACGGAACAGCACCACUUCACCACCAAUGAGUGGGCCUUCAUGCGAGACCGGUGUGCCAUGUUGCACUGUUUCGAGUACUCCACCAACAUGGCCAGUGACAAUGACGCCAUUCUCAGCCUUACUAUCCCGCUUCUAUGUCUCCUUGAAAAAACCCUUCGGGCGAUGAUGGAAGAGGAUGUGGCACAGGAGGAAGAGGAGGAGGAAGAGGGGUCAUUUCCACGGUUAUCAGGCUAGUCAUUCGCAAGUGGCUCGGAGGGUGGGUUGCUGCACCAGCAUAGGCCAGGUACACAAUUGUCCAGCCAGGCCACAGUUCUGGAGGAGGAGGAGGAGGAACCGUGUUCACAGCAGGGUGGCACCCAACGCAGCUCGUGGACAUCACUGGAGCAUGGCUGGGGCGAUAGGGAGGACACAAACGAUACACCUCCCACAGAGGACAGCUUGUCCUUGCCUCUGGGCAGCCUGGCACAGAUGAGCGUCUACAUGUUGCAGUGCCUGCGCAAUGACUGCCAAAUUGCCCAUAUUCUAACUUGUGCUGAUUACUGGGUGGCCACCCUGCUGGAUCCCCGUUACAAGGACAACGUGCCGUCCUUAAUUCCCUCACUGGAGUGUGAUCGGAAGAUGUGCGACUACAAGCGCACGCUUGUAGACGCGCUGCUGAGGGCAUUCCCAACUGACACCGGGGGCUCAGUGGAAGCACAAGGCGAAGGCAGAGGAGGAGGAAGAGGUUGCCAACGCAGCUGGGGCACUGCCAGCACCUCAGAAGGCAAGGUUAGCAUGGCUGAAAUGUGGAAAAGCUUUGUCAGCAUGCCACAACAACCAGCACCACCAGUUGAUAUGGAACGUCUUAGCAGGAGGCAGCAUUUCAGCAACAUGGUGGAACAGUACGUGUGCACACGCCUACACGUACUGACUGAUGGGUCUGCCCCAUUCAACUUCUGGGUCUCCAAAUUGGGCACAUGGCCUGAGCUUGCCCUUUAUGCCUUGGAGGUGCUGGCCUGCUCUGCAGCCAGUGUAUUGUCUGAACGUGUGUUUAGCACGGCAGGGGGCGUUAUCACAGACAAGCGCAGCCGCCUGUCCACAGCCAAAAUGGACAAGCACAUGUUUAUUAAAAUGAACCAGGCAUGGAUCCCACCAGACUUGUCUGUACCUUGUGCAGAAUAGACAUUUAUACCGGCCUCACCCAACCUUUGUUAUACUUAAUUGCACUUAUUCUUUGUUUUCUUUUUUUAUAUGUCCCAAUAUUUUGGGGGCUAGUCCAAUUAAAAAAAACAAACAAACAAAGAAAUAAAAAACAGUGUUGGCUACCUCCUCCUCCUCCACUGCCACGGUCACUGCCUCCUCAACCUCCUACUCCACCUCCUAGUUCAAGAUUAUUUAAAUUUUUUAUGUAUUUUAUGUUAUUUUAAGUUAUUUCCCUAUCCACAUUUGCUUGCAGGGCAAUUGCCCUACUCUUACCCCCAUUUUACUUCCUUUUGCAGCCCUCUAGCCCUUUCCAGGACUUUUUUAGAGCAAUUUUAGUGCCCAAAAGUUCGGGUCCCCAUUGACUUCAAUGGGGUUCGGGUCAAGUUCGAGUCCGAACUCAAACUUUUUUGCCGAAGUUCAGCCGAACCCGGCAAACCCGAACAUCCAGGUGUCCGCUCAACUCUAGACACUACAUAUUUCUCAUUACCAGUAGCUUUAAUCCUGUAGUCGGUCUGCAGCUUGUUCCCUUCCCUCCAUGCACAGAUGACCUAAUGCUCUUGGUGGGCAUAAGUUUUGUGCAUCGCGAGGAGCUACCUGGCAGUGUACUGCAACUCCAGCCGGCUCUAGAUGAAGGCAGACGGUUCUUCCACCGCACAAACACUUUCCGCUGGUAUCCCUGCUGCUCAGAUGAACACAGUUCAUCUGAGCAGUGUGUGUGUGACUUUAGGAGUACAAUUGUGAGAAAUGUGAGUGUGAAGCAGGGGUGUAUGUGCGUAAAGUGUAAGCCUGUGAGUGUAUUAGAAAUUGUCUCUAAUUAGAAAAUGUGUCAAAGUGUAUGUAAAGUUUAUUUAUAUGGUGCAAGUGUUAAAAAUUGUGUAUCUGUUUGGAUUCCCCCACCUCCUUUGGUGCCCUUUUCACCAUGCUCCACCAUUUUUGUCUUUACAUCACCCACCUGCUUGUUUCCACUUUAUCUCCUCUAUUGUCUGUCACACUUUGCUUCCCCAUCUCCUUCUGUGACUCUCUACUGUGACCUUCACAACUGUUACAAAUCACACUCCUUUUUACAAAGCACUCCCAUCUUACCCUUUUUAUUUCCUGCCUCUCUCUUUCUGCUCCCUAAUGUCUCUCCCUAUAUUCCCCUUUGUAUUUCCUACCCCUCUCCUGCUCCCUGAUAUCUCUCCCAAUCUUCCUCUUUUUAUUUCCUUUCUUUAUCAUGCUCCCUGUGGUCUCUGGCCAGCUGCUGUUCCAUCCCCUCGCUGGCUGUGAAAGGUCUGGGUGAGAGGAGAGUGCGGGAAGUGAUGUCACUUCCUAGCCCCGCCUCUCUCCAUCACACAGUGCACUGCACGGGACAGGAAGAAGGGGACCUGGAAGAGAGCAGGUAAUGCCAGGUGUCAUUAAGGGGGAGGGAGGGAGGAUGGAUUAAUGUGCAGAGUAAUUGGUUACAGGGGCCCUGCAUUUCCUCAGGGGCCCUACAACCUAUCGAUGCAAGAGAUUUUUUUUUUAUUUUGCCAUUCUAGUUGGAGAGAUCUAUAAUCUCUCCAGCUGGAGCAUGGCUGUGCGGCCGGGCCCCUGGCUGUGUCACACCUUUGGUCCAUGACUGAUGUCAAUAUAGCUUGGUUGCAACUUCUAAGUGCUGUUUCUAAGUGUGUAGUUGGAGAUAUUCUGGAGAGUUUUACAGAAGCCUCAACUGUCUUUAAGAGUUGUGCUAAGAGCUUUCUUUUCUACUGUUACAGGUAAGAUUCAUCUGAAAGAAAAGGUUACUGAUUGCACAAGGUUUGAAUUCCUGUUGGUAAUAUUAAGGCAUUUGAUUAGAUUACUUGCUAUUGAUUGCUGUUUAAAUUAGCUAUUGUUCGCAAAUAAGCAGAUGCCUACCCAGGUGUUAAACAUGCCUAGUGGGUGGUGAUUUUAGUAGUUUUAUAAGGGCUGUUGUCAUUAACUUGGCUAAUAUAGCUUGGUUGCUACUUCUAAGUGCUGUUUCUAAGUGUAGUUGGAGAUAUUCUGGAGAUAAACUGGAAGUAAUCUGAGGUAUUCAGGAGGAUAAAUACAAAGUUAAGAUUCAUUUGAUUUAAACUAUUCUCCUCAUUGGAAUGGCAGAGUUAGUUCAGUGUAAUAGUUGCUAUGCAUUUGUUUCACGUUCCACUUUUUGGAGGUUUGGUUGUUGUCUAAUCUGUAGACAGUUCUCUAUCUUGCGGCAGGAAAUUGUAUUUUUGAAGUCUGAGAUUUGUAAAUUAUCUGGUGAACAAACUCAGACUGGAACUGCUGCAAAGCCACUGCCGCAGAGACAUACUAGGAAUGGCAGAUGGAUUACAGGAUCUGGUAGACUUAGAGUUGUGGAUAAAAGGCAUUUUGCACAGCCUGUUGCUCUUCAUAAUUCAUUUUCUGCACUUUCAGAGUGUAAUGGUGUUGUGGAGAGAGGCACUGAGGCUAGUGGUGUUGUGGAGAGAGGCAAUGAGGCUAGUGGUGUUGUGGAGACCGGCUUGGAGACUAUGGUGAGGCCUAAUAGAAAGCAGUUGUUGUUGUUGUUGGGGGAUUCCAUUAUAAGAGGUGUGGAGAUGGACAAUGGUGGUCUUGUGAGGUGUCUUCCCGGAGCUACUGCUCACAGAGACAGGAGACGUAUCUGUAAUAUUGUUAAGCAAGCAAAGCAGGAAGGGGAAUUGGAUGUACUUGUCCAUCUAGGGACAAAUGACUUGGCUUGCAAUGAGGUUUCAGAGGUUAAGGAAGUUUUUAGUGUUUUUGCCAAUGAUAUACGGCAGGUUGCUUCCACACUGUCAUUCUCUGAAGUUCUGCCUGUGCAUAACACUCAGAGCGACAGGCGGAUGCGUAUUAGGGACUUUAAUUUGUGGCUUGGUGAAUGGUGUCGGGAGCAAGGAUUUGGCUUUAUUUCUCAUGGUAGCUCUGUUUGGAAUGGAGAUAAGCUGUACAAAAAAGAUGGUUUGCAUCCUUCUCAAAAGGGAACAAAUGUUCUCAGUGAGCAGUUCAGAGGUUUUGCUAGGAUGUAUUUAAACUAGGAGGGGGGGGCAAAAGGGUGAUAAAACAUCAAUCCAAUUGUCCCCCAAAACAAGGACAGAAGGUGCCUGUAGCAAGUGUGUUAAAAAAUGAUAAGCUUAGAGUCAUGUCUACAAAUGCUCGCAGUUUAGGGAAUAAAAUCCAUGAACUUGUGGCAAUAAUGGCAACUGAUAGUGUAGAUUUAGUCGCUGUUACUGAGACAUGGUACAAUGAGAAAAAUGACUGGGACAUAGCAAUACCAGGGUACUCUUUAUAUAGGAAAGAUAGGGAAGGCAAGAAAGGGGGAGGGGUGGCCUUGUAUGUGAAGGAUAGCAUAAAAUCUAGCCUAAUAAAAGUUAGUGAGGCAAACAUAGAGUCCGUUUGGGUUACGUUAGAAUUUGGUAAUCACACAGUAACUCGUGUAGGUGUGAUUUAUAGGCCCCCAGGACAAAUUGAAGAGUUAGAUAAUCUACUAGUUGAGGAAAUAGCUAAAAUGACAAUGAAGGGGGAAGUUAUCAUCAUGGGUGACUUUAAUCUUCCUGAUGUAAAUUGGAAAACAAAAUUAGCUACUUGUGCCAGGAGCACACAUAUUCAAAACUCCCUACUGGGAUUGUCUCUAAAACAAGUUGUUGAGGAGCCAACUCGUAAAGAGGCCAUACUAGAUGUAGUGUUAACAAAUGGAGAUUUGGUAUCAGAUAUUACUGUAGGUGAAAGUUUAGGAUCCAGUGAUCAUCAGUCAGUGUGGUUUAAUAUAAGAACAGUGACUGAGUCACACCACACAAAAACAAAAGUUUUAGACUUUAGAAAAACAGACUUUUCUAAAAUUAGAAUAUGGGUAGAGGAGUCAAUAUCAGACUGGAGCAAUUUAAAUAGAGUCCAAGAGAAAUGGGAUUAUUUAAAAGUUGCACUAUUGAAGGCAACAGAAAAUUGCAUUAGGCUUGUCAGUAAAAGCAAAAAAUUCAAGAAACCACUGUGGUACUCCACAGAUGUGGCCAAAAUAGUUAAAAACAAAAAGUUAGCAUUUAGGAAUUAUAAAAAAACCCAGAGUGAGGAAGACAAAAUGAUCUAUAAGAUUAGGCAGAAAGAGGCUAAGCAAGUUAUAAGAGCUUCCAAAUCACACACAGAAGAGAAAAUAGCACAGUCAGUAAAAAAGGGGGAUAAAACAUUUUUUAGAUACAUAAAUGAGAAAAGAAAUGUAAAACAAGGAUUAGUUAGAUUAAAAACAAAAGAAGGAAGGUAUGUAGAAGAGGAUAAAGGUCUAGCUGACUGCCUCAAUAAAUAUUUUUGUUCUGUAUUUACAGAUGAAAAUGAAGGAAAGGGACCUCAGUUGAGAAAAAGGAUAAAUGAGUCAUUUAUUACUUAUGAGUUUACUGGGGAAGGGGUUCUAUUUCAACUGUCAAAAGUAAAGACAAAUAAGUCAAUGGGACCUGAUGGAAUACACCCAAAGCUAUUAAAAGAGCUUAGUGGUGUACUAGAAAAACCAUUAACAGAUUUAUUUAACCAAUCAUUGUUAACCGGAGUAGUCCCAGAAGAUUGGAAGUUAGCGAAUGUUGUGCCCAUUUACAAGAAAGGUAAUAGGGAGGAGUCGGGCAAUUAUAGGCCA